AGCGGGGCCGCCAUGUUGGAUGGGUCUGCAUGAAGCGCUACAGCCUGCAGAAGAAGGAUGCCGGUGUAUUGUUCAGCUUACGGUUGUAAUAACCGCCGAAACGCUGAAAAUAUAGCACGUGGAAUCACAUUUCAUAAGUUCCCUAAAGAGAAGUGCCUGCGGAGGCAGUGGGAGCUGGCCGUGAGGAGGGAAGACUUCACGGCCACCGAGGCGUCCAAGCUGUGCAGCCAACACUUCAGACCGCCCGACUUCGACCGGACGGGGCAGAUCGUCCGGCUCAGAGAGGGAGUCGUACCGUCCGUCUUCAACUUCACUCCCCUGAAAAAGACUGUAGCAAACAGGACCAGCAAAGCUUUAAGGAGGGCUGAGUCUGGCCCCCCAGUGGAGCGUCAGCCCAACGCUGACCACUCCUACGCCCUGCCGGACUGCCCCGCCCUCCUGAAGGCCAGGCUGACGGAGGCCCUGGCCCGGGUGGAGAGCCUGGAGCGGGAGCGGCAGAGCGCCCGGGCCCGGGAGCGCCGGGCCUACCGGACCGUGCAGAGCCUGCUGGACGACCUGAAGAAGAAGCGGCUGAUCAACAGGGAGCUGAAGCAGAAGCUGGACCACUUCUCGGACCUCCAGAUCGACUGCUUCUCCCGGCGGGGCUGCGAGUACACCCCGCAGCAGAGGGAGUUCGCCCUCACGCUCCACCUCCACGGCCCCAAGGCCUACAGCUACCUGAGGGAGUCCCUGCAGCUGCCCCUCCCCCACCCACACACCCUGCACAGGUGGAGGAAAUGGGUGGAGGCCGAGCCGGCCGCCAGCAGCGUGAUGCUGGACAUGUGUGUGUCCAUGACUGAAGCCUGCGGCGAGGCGCCUCCAGCCUGCGGCGAGGCGCCUCCAGCCUGCGGCGAGGCGCCUCCAGCCUGCGGCGAGGCGCCUCCAGCCUGCGGCGAGGCGCCUCCAGCCUGCGGCGAGGCGUCUGAGUCCCACGGCGAGGCUCCUGCAGCCCACGGUGAGGCGGUCUGGUCUGAAUGCCGUGGCGAGGCGUUCGAAUCCCGCGGCGAGGCGUCUGCAGCGCCGCCUGGUGGUCAGCUGUGACCUGAGCCUGCUGAGACGAAGCAGGCGCCACCUGGCUCCAUGACCAG
This is a messenger RNA of Salarias fasciatus (jewelled blenny), 1127 nucleotides long. RefSeq names its product THAP domain-containing protein 6-like. The record is from RefSeq and is a predicted model, not a curated record. The transcript is spliced from 6 exons. NCBI's taxonomy places the organism in Eukaryota, Metazoa, Chordata, Actinopteri, Blenniiformes, Blenniidae. The coding region runs from base 58 to 1080 and encodes 340 amino acids.